GUUAUGCACUACUCACGUAUCAUGCCUGCUGUUGAUGGCCAGCGGUACUAUACCUCGACCGCUGUCUUCCUCAACGAAGUCAUCAAGCUCGCCGUCUCGCUCACCAUGGCUCUCUACGAUCUCUCACAAGACAUGGCUACUUCUUCCUCUGCGACCGCACUCUUCACCGAACUCAUGCGUCGUGAUCUGAGGGAAGCCAAUGCAGGCCUUCAUUUUCCUCGCACAAUUCAAGAGAUGCGAGACAUGGGAAGCAGUGCCGCCGGGCAGCUGGUCAAGAGAUCUGCUACAUAUGAGGGCAUCGACGAAGAUUUUGCCAUGCAACAUCCUCAGCUCAAUGCUUCAAUCGGUCUGGCCGCCGUCUUGGUCGCUUGCGUACUAUCCGGCCUAGCUGGUGUGUAUUUUGAAAAGGUUCUCAAGGACUCAAACAGCAAGACUUCUCUUUGGGUACGGAACGUGCAGCUUUCCUUCUACUCGCUGUUUCCUUCCCUCUUCAUAGGAGUCAUCUUCAAUGAUGGUGCGGACGUGGCAAAACAUGGCUUCUUCUCAGGCUAUAAUUGGGUGGUGUGGAGCGCCGUCUUUUUGCAGGCCAUUGGUGGUAUACUCGUGGCUCUAGUUGUGAACUAUUCCGACAAUGUUGCGAAGAAUUUCGCCACGAGUAUGAGCAUCGUCAUCAGCUUCCUAGCAAGUGUGUGNUAUUUGGUCGGCACUGCGACUGUUCUUCUNGCCACGUACCUGUGGACUGGCGAUCAUGGACCUCGUCCGCUGAAAAUCGUGGUUGCUGAUUAUGAGAAGACAACCAUUGGCCACGAACAGCCGUAUAGUGACAAUAGAGGCACUCCGAACGCGAGAUCAAGCUUUAAGGAAGCUCUGACAACCAGCAGACCAAGCACGCCAGUCAACUUUGAACAAACCAACGGUUCAUCGGCUCGAUACACCUCAAGUGCCAUGUAUGCAGACGAUUCGUACGGCCUCUACACGCCGUACGAGCAAUACCCAGACAACAAUGUCGAUGACUACAUCCGAAAUGCAAGCUACGAGAACGAUCGAAGCAGCUACGGACCGUCACGCCCACGCCGAGUAGUUACAUCGACACGCCAAAGCCAGGCCGCUGUUGAUAGGGCUCGAUUGUCUUUACCACCCUCUGCGCCAGUUCCUUUUNNGGAAGCCAAUGACUAUCAAGCGUACGAUCAUGUACCCUCAAUUCCUGAUGAGUACACGACAGAAUAUGCGGAAGAGCCCUCAGAAGGAACGAGACACCAUUUCAGAUCCGCAGGCCCCUUCGUUCCUCAACCAUCACAAAAGAUCUUCCAGCAACAAGGAAGCAGUUCAUCACCNUUCGAAUGCUCUGCCGUCCAGUCCAGCCUACCAAGCCAGCCAAAGGCAGCAUCACCCCGAACCCACGAUCCCGAGUCAAUCAUGCACCAAAGCACAGCAAAAAGGCCAGACAUACCAACGGACCCUCCUAUUGUCCAAGGAGUCCAGCUCGUCCCCGUACAUACACUCCCGGAUCGAUUUCAGACCAUCUUCCCAUUCGCUAUGUUCAACGCUGUUCAGUCUGCUUGCUUCGAAAGCAUAUACGAGUCUAACGACAACUGUGUUUUCUCGUCUCCUACAGGCAGCGGCAAGACUGUGCUCUUCGAGAUUGCCAUCUGCCGCAUGCUUCGGGGCUGGCAGUAUGGCACAUUCAAAGUCAUCUACAUGGCUCCAACGAAGUCUCUGUGCUCCGAAAGGACUCGUGAUUGGAAGGCCAAGUUCGAGCCGUUGAAUCUGAAGUGCGAAGAGAUGACAGGCGAUUCGGAUAUCACCUCGCUCCAUCACGUUCAGCGAGCCGACAUUAUCGUGACCACGCCAGAGAAAUGGGACUCGAUGACGAGAAAAUGGAAAGAUCAUGAGAAGUUGGUCCGCCUCAUCAAGUUGCUCCUCAUUGAUGAAGUUCACAUUCUCAAUAAGGACCGUGGUGCUGCCCUUGAAGUUGUUGUGUCCAGGAUGAAAUCCAUUGGCUCUGACACAAGGUUCGUCGCCCUCAGUGCUACAGUGCCCAACUCACAAGACAUCGCUACAUGGCUUGGAAGGAAUGGAGACACUCCCGACGUCCCAGCUACUCACAAGAGAUUUGGUGAAGAGUUCCGUCCUGUUGAACUCAAACGCCACGUCUGUGGCUAUCAAUCAAACGCAAAUGCAUUCGGGUUCGACGCCAUCCUGACCAAAAAGCUGCCGGAUGUCAUCACUAAGUACUCCCAGAGAAAGCCAAUUAUGGUGUUUUGCUUUACCAGAAAGUCAUGUACAGAGGCGGCGAAACUUCUUGCUGAGUGGUGGAAGACCAGCACACCUAGAGACAAGUAUUGGCAUGCCCCUUCAGGUCAAAUCGCAGUUCAGAACAAAGAUUUGCAAAGUAUACUNGUUACUGCUGGAGUCGCUGUCCACCAUGCAGGGCUCAGCCAACAAGAUCGUACUGCAAUAGAAAAAGCUUACCUCGCAGGAGAUCUGAGUGUAAUCUGUUGUACUUCAACGCUAGCAGUAGGUGUAAAUCUGCCUUGUCACAUGGUCAUCAUCAAAAACACUGUCAAUUACGAGGCUGGAGCAGUCAAAGAAUACUCAGAUCUCGAAGUCAUGCAGAUGAUUGGAAGAGCUGGUCGACCACAAUUCGACUCGUCGGCUCUGGCUGUAAUCAUGACAAGGAUGCAGCAAGUCAAGCACUACGAGCAGCUGCUAAGUGGUCAAGAACGAUUGGAGAGCUGUUUGCAUCUCAACCUUGUGGAGCAUCUCAAUGCAGAGAUUGGACUGGGCAUGGUCCCAGAUCUCUGUGCAGCACGGAAGUGGCUCGCUGGCACCUUUCUCAAAGUCCGACUCCAAGAUAACCCAACACACUACCAGAUAGAUGGUGACGCUCCGGAUCGGAGCCUCGGGGCCAGACUGGAACAGAUUUGCGAGAAUGCUAUCUCAGAGCUCAGAAGACUCGAGCUGAUCGAGCAUGGCCCAACAUUCAACUCCACGGAAUACGGAGAUGCCAUGGCACGCUACUACAUGAAUAUUGCGACCAUGGAGUCGAUCUUGAGUCUCCCAAGGAAGCCAAAAAUAUCGGAGAUUUUCAGAGAACUUCGAUUCCGUUCAGGAGAGAAACCGCUAUACAAAGAGAUGAACGGCAUGAACGACAAUCGCUUUCCCAUCAAGGUUGAUACCUCCUCUGUGGCACACAAAGUAUCCCUGGUCAUACAGGCCGCACUGGGGGGAGUUGGUUAUAUUGCUGAUCAAACCAAUCAUCGGGUCCAACAUAGCAUCGAUCAGUCUCUGAUCUUUCAACAUGUUCAUCGGUUGAUUCGAUGUAUUGUGGACUGCCAGAAUGUUAACAAAGACGCAGUCGGCAUACGCAACUCUCUCUUCUUAUCACGUAGUCUGGCUGCGCGUGUUUGGGAUGAUUCACCAAUGGUACUCCGACAAAUUGAGCAGAUUGGCCCAGUAGCCGUUAGGAAGCUAGUAGAUGCAAGAAUCACCACUAUGGAUGAGCUCUCAAAUACGGAUCCGGGCAAACUGGAACUCAUCCUCAACAAAGCUUCGCCAUUCGGCAUGACCAUGCACCGUCGAACCCAGACGUUCCCUAAGCUGAGGGUUGGUUUGCAACUCGUUGGACAGCCUGUAAGGAUACUAUAUCAUAUUACUUUGGGGACUGAGCUAAUUGCUACAACUAGNGUGACCGAUGCUCAGAAACAUGUCGCUGUAAAGCUGAAGAUAGACAUUGGGUUCUUAAACGAAAAGACUCCUGUCCAUUAUCGAAACAAGCCAGUCUUUGUGAUUGUUUUACUUGGCACUUCAGAUGGACAGCGGAUCAAAUUCUUCCGCCUUAGGUACGUAGAAUGUUGGCUCGUCCGUGACGAAGGAGCUUACCGGUUCAACAGUGCCGCGAAGCUACAAAAUAUCAACCCAAUAACUGAAACCGCAUACUUGACGAGCCCUACCCAGUUGAUUGAGUGUUAUGGAAUGAUUGAUGACCUGGCUGGAACUAUGCAGGAAGCUGCGAUCAAGCCCGAAGUACCAAUUUCAGCAUUCCAAAACAUCAAGGAUACUGCAGCAGAUGUUGGCAGAGACAAACCAGCUACUCGAUCAACAAGUGCUACCAAAAGGAUCCCGAUAAUACUGCAAGCAAGUACUGAUAUCGACGAGUGGGAUAAUGGAGGACUGAACGAUGAUGACUUCAUCGAUGCUGAAUCCCGGGAGGAUGACUUCAUGGAUGUCGACGCACUUGACCAGCCGAUAUCCAGUCUACCAAAGGCCGGAAAGUCAAAGAACAAGACUGCUAUUGCCAACACUACCGAGAUCCCGGACGAGCAGAGACUGGAGAAUGGAAGGUUUGCUUGUGCCCACAGUUGCAAAGAUAGAAAUGCCUGCAAGCAUAAAUGCUGCAAGGAAGGACUGGAGAAGAAACCGAAACCAAAACCAAGAUCAAAAAAGCUCAAAGACAGCGGAUCGAUUCCUACAGCGAGCAAGAGCAAGACGUAUUCCUCGUCGUCGACCAAGGUGCAGUCGACGCUGGAGCUUCCAAUCAGAAGAAAAGCGAUUGGUGAGCCCGUAGAGCACCUCGACCUGUCCCAGGCUUCUGAUCCUCCAAAAGUCAGGGUGCCCGCGGCAGCCGCACGUUUUGCAAGUCUUCACAAUAGUACAACCAGAUCCAGCGAGAUCCCGAUCCUUGGAGCGAAUUCUGCUGCGCCAAAGUCAUCAGCUUCGAAUGAAAAGUUCACCGGACCAAAGUUCUAUCAAAGUCUGAAUCCUUUGGGGAUCGUUGAGGAAGAAUUGUGUCAAGAUGGUCCCUCGGUGAAAUCUAUCCUCGAGCUUUGCGAUGAUGAGAACGACGACAUGCUGCCAGACGCUGAAGACUAUCUGGACAAGGAUGAGGAGAUGCUGGACGCGGCUUUGGUCGGUCUGGAAGAUUCACAGAGCCUUCGUGAUUCGGUCGAGACUGUCGAACCUACACAAGAUGCCCAAAGUCUCGACAUGCUGAAUCAUAAAGCGGAAGGGGUCAACGACGAGCUAGAGCUCUUCGUGACGCCGCAUACUCAACGCGCUGAUGGCUUCACAGAGGAAUUUGAAGAUGCUGUAGCAAUGUUUGAUCAGAGUCUUGAUGACGAUCACUCGAUAACGCCGGGCAUGGUCAAACGCAAACGCGACGAAAAUAUGCCGUCGGCCUACUUCUCUGCGAAGAAAGCCAGAACCGACGACGAAGCAGCACUGGAAACAUACGAGGAGGAGAUACAAGAAGAUCAGAGACACGAAGAAAGCGAGGAAAGCAAAGAAAGAAGGGAAAAGGAGGAGCUGCGAGCCUGGUUGGCUGCAGAGCUUGGGGACAGUGUCGAGAUGGUUGAUUGA
Messenger RNA from Aureobasidium uvarum, 5358 nucleotides. Lineage: Eukaryota; Fungi; Ascomycota; Dothideomycetes; Dothideales; Saccotheciaceae. The record is from the annotation of a GenBank genome assembly.